Messenger RNA from Arachis ipaensis, 2106 nucleotides. Lineage: Eukaryota; Viridiplantae; Streptophyta; Magnoliopsida; Fabales; Fabaceae. The record is from RefSeq and is a predicted model, not a curated record.
UGUUAUUUGCUUCAUUGCUGGGAUUGUUGCUCUUCUGCUCCUCCCUGUUCUUGCCAAGAACACCUACAUUUCCGAGAAUGCCCUCAUGCCAGGUUCCGCAACCAACAUGCUAUCUACUCAUGAUGUCGCUGAGGCAAACAAGUUGGUCAAGGACUUAACUGAUUUGAAGCUUAGAUCCAAUGGAUCACCCAUUGAAAGCCGAAAACUUAUUGCACAAUAUAUGUUAGGCUUGGAUGCUGAAGUUACCUAUCACAAUUUCUAUCCUCAGUUGAAUCAGUUCCAUCCAUUACAUUUCUUUACCAGUCCUGAUUCCAGUAUAAUCUCAAAAAAUAUAAGCUGUGCAUCAAUUGGGAUAAACACUGUUGGAAUCAUUAGAGCACCACGCGGGGAUGGCAAGGAAGCUAUUGUCUUAGUUACGCCUUACAACCCAAAGAAAGUAGUUUUGGGGGAGGCUUUGUCCUUGGGUGUUGCAUACUCAGUGUUCUCAUUGCUGUCACGGGUCACUUGGCUGGCAAAGGAUAUCAUAUGGCUUGUAGCUGAUUCACAAUAUGGGGAAUAUUCUUCAGUUUCUGCGUGGCUGAGAGAAUAUCAGGCUCCACAAUUCCAUAGGGUUGUAGUUAAUAGUGAAACAUGUAAUGAGAGCAGCACUAUUGAGGGGAAGUUAUACAGUGGUUUUAGACGUGCUGGAACAAUAGCUGCUGCUCUUGUAGUUAAAGUUGCAGAGGACGGUAACCAUUUCGACGACAGUCUUAAUAUUUAUGCUGAGGCUUCCAAUGGGCAGAUGCCAAACCUUGACCUAAUCAAUAUCGUAAACUACCUAGCUGUACAUAAACAACAUUUGCGGAUAAAAGUGAGCAAGAUGUGGUCUCUACUUGGCUCUAAGUGGCUCAAUACUUUAGGUGUUUUUUUGGAAUGCAUAGGACAAUAUGCUAGACGCCUAAAUCCUCAGUGGAAAUUUGGUAUUCCUGCUAAUGAAUAUGUGGAGGGCACUGCUACACUAGCAAGCUCAAUGUAUUACCAGGGUUUGGGUGUUCCCACUGGUCCACAUGGUGCCUUCCGUGAUUAUCAAGUUGAUGCAAUUACCGUGGAAAUUUCACCAAAAGUUUCUCCUACUAAAAUGAACAGGCAUAUUGACUUUAUUUUCCGUGGUGGAAGGUUGAUCGAAGGAGUUGUACGUUCCAUAAACAACCUUCUGGAGAAGUUUCAUCAGUCAUUCUUUCUGUACCUCUUGACAUCUCCUAGUAAGUUCGUGUCAGUUGGAGUUUACAUGAUUCCAUUUGCAUUACUUGGUGCACCCCUUCCAAUAGUUGCAGCUUCGCUAUAUAUUUUUUCCAGUAAAACCACUCCCCAAGCCCCAGUUGCCUCCGAAGUAGAUUUCAGCCUCGAAUCCUGGAAAUGGAUAAACUCUGCCAAGAAGGUUUUUGUCAUUCAUCUAUGGGGUGUUGCCGUUUCGUUACUUCCAUAUUUCCUGUGUCGAAUUCCCGGUCUCACCCCAACAAAUAACUUAACAGUAUGGGGUUCGUUUGCAGUUCUUAGCCUUGUAAUUUUGUUCUCAAUGUUGGGUUAUCCAACUUCUGUAGCUGUUCCUUCAGAAGCGGAGAAAAGAGAAUGGGCUAACUUAAAGUCAGUAACUUUAUCGGCUACUUUCGUCGGUUUGUCUCUCAUGUCGGUCAUUAACUUUGCCACGGCAGAAAUAGGGGCUUUACUUAUCGUCCCGUUUUGUUUGAUGGCUCGACCAUUGAUGCUGGAUAUUCAAGCUAGGAGCAUGAGAACUUUGUUAUUGGCCACAUGCAAUCUCGCUUUAGGGUUCAUUGCAUUUCCUCCUUCUGCAUUUUUGUUACUGAAAAGUGCAUUUGACUCUUCUGGUGGUUAUAAUAUUAGUGACUAUUGGAACUGGAUGGAAUCACUUUGGGCAUGGAAUAGUGCUACUUACCUUUACAUUGGUAUUGUUCACCUCCCAUGUUGGGCACUCUGCAUUCACAUUUUAUUUCAUCCUUCUUGACAUGUAUUAUAGGUUACUUGAACAAGUAAUUAGUGCAAGAAAUUUUUGUCUUAAUGUUUCUUCUCCAAUUAAUUUAGCAACAUCUCAUGUUACUCUGUGGUUUA